Messenger RNA from Hordeum vulgare subsp. vulgare (domesticated barley), 708 nucleotides. RefSeq names its product dirigent protein 4-like. The record is from RefSeq and is a predicted model, not a curated record. The coding region runs from base 27 to 584 and encodes 185 amino acids. Lineage: Eukaryota; Viridiplantae; Streptophyta; Magnoliopsida; Poales; Poaceae. The transcript has a single exon.
UUCAGUUCUUGAAAACGGAGAACGCCAUGAGGAGGACUCUGUCCGUGCUCGCCGUCCUCCUCCUCCUCCUCGCCUUCCACCCGCGCAACGCCGCCGACGCCCACGCCCACCGGUUCCGGUUAGGCAAGGAGAAGGUCACCAACCUGCACUUCUACCUGCACGACACCCUCAGCGGCCGGGACCCGACGGCCGUCCCCGUGGCCCGCGGCGCCGGCGCCACGCCGAGGCCCGGCGACCCCACGCCCUUCAGCUCCGUCUACGUCGUCGACGACGUGCUCACCGAGGGCCCCGAGCGGACGUCCAGGGUCGUCGGCAGCGCGCAGGGCCUCUACGCUUCCACGGGCAGGCACGCGCUGGGCCUCGUCCUCGGCAUCGACUUCGCCCUCAACGACUACAACGGCAGCUCCUUCGUCGUCUUCUCGCGCAACCCCGUCGCGGACGGCGACGGCAGGGAGCUCGCCGUCGUCGGCGGCCGCGGCGCCUUCCGGAUGGCACGCGGCUUCGCGCUGCUCCGCACGCACUACCUCAACACCGGCAACGGCGACGCCAUCAUCGAGUACAACGUCACGCUCCUGCACCAGUGAUGAUGCUCCGGUGGUUAUGACCAUAUAAAAACGUGCGUGAUGGAGGCCUGAUGCUCCUGGUUUUUCUUGCUCCGUGCUUGUCUGCUGGUUUGCACAGCCGUACUCUCGUUACAGUACACUGUAA